AUGAGCGAGAAUCCAUCCAGGGAGAUCGAAAUGUCCAACACAUGCACAUCCAGCUGGUCCCCGGAGAUAGAGCGAACUUCCGCCAUUAGGCAAACACGGCCCGACGCUCAACGCCAGCUGCGCAGCCCCGUCCCUUCCCAGGCACUCCGUCAAUUGGAGUCGGAACGCAGUGUCCUGAAAAGGAGAGAAUGGGAGCGGAGGAACCAGGAGGUCCAGCAGGAUGAAGAUUUGUUCUCAACUGGAUUCAACCUGUUUGGAGAACCUUACAAGACGAAUAAAGGAGAUGCGUUGGCAAGUCGGGUCCAGAACACACUUGGCUCCUAUGAAGAAAUGAAAGACCUGCUAACCAGCCAUUCAAACCAGAGCCACUUGGUGGGGAUCCCCAAAGGCAGCAGUGUCAACAACAACAUGCAAACACCGACCAGCUCAGCCACGACAGAGUCCCAGUUUUUUAACGAAAGCCUAAAUACCGGACCCGAGGGGGGCGGAACGGAGGGAGUUGGUGAGAAAAGACUCGGAAGUGCAUCCUUGUCAUCCUCCAAGACCAUGCAGCCUCCCACAUCGACAACGGUGUCAUCAAGCUCGCAGUCGGUGCCGCAUCAGAAUUCCAAGAAGUCUCGGAGUUCGGUGGAGUGGUCGAAAGUAUGCCAGGCACAAAGCAGCACAACGAGUCUUCUUCUGGGAUUGGGCCAAGGCCAAAGUCAGGCUCCGGGAGCUGCAAAUGGAAGAGGGAAAACGUUUGAGGAGCAGCAAAUCCAAAGACACGAUGAGCUUUUCAGCUCACUGAAAGAUGAACUGGGGCUGAAAAGAGAUUUGAGCCCUUCUUCGUCAUCUUCAUCCUCUUCUUCUUCUUCCGCCUCAUCUGGAAGACGGCAUUCUUCCCACCCUUCAAAAGCACUUCCUCUCCCAGAUGCUGGCAAUUAUCGAUCUUCUGCCAUGGACGCUGGCCACUGCAAAACGUCUGGCUCCCCACAAGAAAAUGAAGCAAGCUCUCACGUCUCCAUGUCCUCCUCUCCGCUGGCUUCCACAUCACUUUUGUCAACAACACCCGUACCUGGUCUUACCACCCCCACAGCUACCUUUCCACCUGGUAGCCUAUCAGGGAAGCCAAUUGCAGUGCAGCAGAAGCCAACAGCAUAUGUUCGCCCAAUGGAUGGCCAGGACCAAGCGCCCAUUGACUCACCACAAUUAAAGCCACUUCUAGUAGCACCAGAAGGGUUCAACGGGGGUCAAACGUAUGGUGGAAACUCUGGGAACAUGAAGAAUAAACUGCCAAAACUAAGUCUGAACCACACCGCUGAGGUCAGCAUUCCAAAUGACUCCAGCUGUGUUGAAGAGAUUUUGCGGGAGAUGACCCACUCCUGGCCACCCCCUCUUACCGCCAUACACACGCCAGGAAAAGCUGACCAGACCAAGUUCCCCAUUCCCAGCAAGGAAUCGCAGCAUGUGACCUCAGGCUACAACACAAAGCGCUGUCCUGUAUCAUCUAACAAGCCAGCUGUGAAACCACCGACGGCGCCACAAAAGUCAAUGCUGGAGGAUGACCUGAAGAUCAGCAGCGACGAAGAAGAGGCCGAGCAACAGGUAUCCGGCAAGCCUAAAGCCCGAGCGACAGCCUUAAGUGGCGCAUCGGGGAGCAGCAGUGAAUCGGAGAGCAGCUCGGAGUCGGACACAGACGAAUCAGAGAGCAGCUCCAGUGACAGCGAGUAUAACCAGGCCGCCCGCACCAACUCCCCUGAGCCUGAGCCGUCUUCCACCGACAAGUGGCAGCUAGACAGCUGGUUGAACAAAGUCCAAGCUCAAACCAAACCUCUGGUGACCCCACAGCAAGAUCACCAUGCCACAGGUUCUGUCACCAAAAUUCAGGAGCCUUUCACACAGCGAAGUGAAGCAGCAGGAGUGGGUUCUGCUGCCAAAAUUAAAGCCUGCGUGUCCAUCAGCACCACCAUUCUUCCCACGUUGCCAACAGCAGAGCACAAAGAUGCCAGGGGAACAUUCUGCCCGAACAAAGAGAAAACGAAGGCCAAACUCAGCCAGAAGGCAUCGGCGGAAGGUCAGAGGUCAAAGAUGAGGCUGUCACCCGGACCGAUGCCUGGACCAGAGGUCGCCACACAGAGAAGGACCACUACAGGGAAGAAACAGCCAAGACGGACAGAGAGGUCGAACAGCGUGGAGGAUAAUCAGAGCCAGACAUGGAGCAGAGCAAAUCAACAAAGCCCUGCUGCGAGGGAAAAGGACCUAUUCCCUCUAUCCUCCUUGGAGCAUCAGAAUCCGUCUAGGCCAAGGACUAAGCCCCCGAGUGGGAAAACGGCACCCAGGAAAGAACCUCGCGGUGCCACCAUGCCAAACAACACAGUUGCAACCCCGGUAGCACUACAGCAAACCACUGUGCCAACACCCACUGUCAGUGUAAAUCAGGAAAAAAGAAAGCACAGAGGCCCGAGUAGCAAAAUCACACCCAAGUCUAGAGAGUUUGUGGAAACAGAUUCUUCAUCCUCUUCUUCCGAAUGCCAGUCUGAUUUGGAGGAAACCAUCAAAAACCCUGCUUUGCCGCCUCCGUCGACACGUACCGCAAUUAACACACAGACUCUGUCCAACUCGUACACUCCUCCUCUGCCAUGUUUCGGAAUGGGAGGUCUGGGAGCCUUUGGAGGGAAGGGACUUUGUGUUCGAGAUAGUAGCAAUGUGACCACUACCAUUAAUAGUAGCACUAGUAGCAUCAGCAGUGGUGUCACUGGGAGUGGUAGUAGCGCUAAUACGCUGAGCAUUAGCAACAUAAAUGCUUCAUUUGGUACCUCGGUUCCUGAUCCUGGAGGGUUAGGUGGACCUUGCAAAGACUUGGAGUCUGUGCCACCACACUUGAACAUUGGACAAGAUCUGCCCAUUUCCCCACUUAGGGAAUACCAGGAGAUACAGAGUCUGUGGGUGAAAAUUGACCUGAGUUUGCUUGACAGGGUGCCUGGACGAGGUUUUGGUCAAAUAUCCCUGGUGGGGAUGAUGGAAAGGGACAGAACUGAAGGAAGAGGGUGUGAAAGACCAGGGGAAAAGGCGGUGGUGUCUGACAGGGAGAGACAAAAACAGGGUGACAGAGAAUGGCAAGGGCCCAGACAAAGACAGAAGUUAGCUAAAGGGGAGAAGCUGGGGGAAGAAAAUGAGGCAUUAGUGCAGGACACAGAGAGGCAAGGUGACAGGGACAGAUUUACAGAGAGGGACAGGCAGGCUGACAGAGAGGAGCGAGAGAGGUUCAAUUUAGGAGCGAGGGACAAGGCGACAGAAGGAAGAAGAGAAAAAUUAUGUCAGGGUCUUGGAUUUCUGGACAACCACUGUGUGCAGGAGAAAAGUCUUCCAAGGCUACCUGGGAGGACAGAAAGGGGGGACAGUGGAGGAAAACACAGGAGGCAAGCAACUGGCAACAUGGUUGUCCUUGCAGAAAAGCACACGAGCAAGAGCAAGAGGAAACACAAGUCGGACCACAGUGAACCUUCCAUCAACAGCAAUAAAAAGCUUCAAUUGGACAAAGACUGUCAGCUACUCCCACCCUGCAUUUCUCCAAUACACAACCACAAAAACAGCUCUGUGGAAUCUCUGAGCAGGAAACAGUCCUGGCGGCACGAUGAGAAGCUACUUCCUCCACUUCUUUCACCCCUCUCUGAAGAGCCCCCGCAUAAAAAGAGCUGUGAGGGCAGUUCAUCGCUCAGCCAGGAGGGCGGAGCCACUGGGACGCUCCCCUGCCCCAUUUCCUCGGUACACAGACACAGGAGAGGAGAAAGCAAAGCAUUAUCACACGCAAGAAACAAUGCUCCAAGUCUCACAGAUAAUCAUAUUGAGAAGCCCUGUGGAGACAGUUGCCAUGCCAAUGGGCAGUCGGAAUCAGAUGCCUGGUCGGAACCACUGAUGGAACCUGCAGAACCUCCCAGACCGAGACUGUCCUUUAGUGACACAGUCCGCAGUGCAGACUACUACAUGCAGGAGGCUAAAAGGCUAAAGCACAAGGCAGAUGCAUUGAUUGACAAAUUUGGAAAAGCGGUGAACUACGCAGACGGCGCUCUCUCCUUCAUUGAGUGUGGAAACGCUAUGGAGCGAGAUCCUCUAGAGGCCAAAUCUCCUUACACGAUGUACUCGGAAACCGUCGAGCUAAUCAGGUAUGCAAUGAGGUUGAAGAACUUCACCAGCCAUUCAGCCACCAUUGCUGAGAAGAAACUUGCCGUGUUGUGUAACCGCUGUCUGUCUCUGCUGUAUCUGCGGAUGUUCCAUCUGAAGAAAGACCAUGCUGUCAAGUACUCACGCUCACUGAUGGAGUAUUUUAAGAACUCAGCCAAGAGCUCCCAUCAAGCACCUUCUCCCUGGAGGACCAAUGGAAAGAUCAACGGGACUCCAUCUCCACUCUCUCUCAGCCCCUCUCCGGCCAACGGCGGAGGAGCUCCAGUUUCGUCAGGCAGCGUCGCCAUUCCCCAACGCAUUCACCACAUGGCGGCCAGCCACGUCAACAUCACCAACAACAUCCUGCGCAGCUAUGAACACUGGGAAGCAGCGGAUCGACUGUCCACUGGUAGCCAAGAGUUCUUUCAGGAGCUGGAUUCUGCCAUGGAGCCGUUGACUCAGCAGAGCAGCAUGACCGAGCUGGUCCGAUACAUCAGACAGGGACUGCACUGGCUCCGCAUUGAGGCUCACCUGCUGUAGGCGCUGGACCACGGCCAGAUAAAAAUGAAAAAAAAAACAUUAAAAAAUGUGCCUGGGAGCUAGAACUGGGAUAAGCGAGAUGACACCCACAAUGAUGCUUUCGUCCCCGCUGGGGCCCUUCAGUGACUCAACAUGCUACGGUGCAGUAAUUGUAUUGACUCGGUGGAUUAAUUGGGCAAAAAUGCACUUAGGAAUGAAUGAUAACUACAUCCUUUGAAUGUGACUCUUUGACUGCAAAUUAGCAUAAUUAGACAAUGUCUGAUGUGGCUCUUUGGAGGGACAACAAUUAUACUUGGGUACAUGUAGUUUAAAUUCCUCCUUGAAUAGGAAUAUAAGUUCCAUGUAUUUUUAAUAAGAUGGGCUCAUUUUCAAAAGGAAACGUGACAGGCUGCUGUGAUUAUAGAGGAUAAAGCCUCUGAAGGAAAGCUCUUUAGAGGCUCCAAGAAAUGUGCGUCUGAUACUGAUCCAGUUGGUAAAGUACUGGUCCAAUACAUCAAUUGGAUAAGAAUCAUGCACGUAAAGAGACUCCUUUACAAACACUUCUAGUGAAUUAACAAAGGAUGAGAUACAUCAUCAGGGGACAAGUGGCAAUCGGCCACUGAGAAAUAUACAUGAUAUCUAUCGCCCUAUUAAUCAUUUCAAAAGGGCGAUGAGAGCACUUUAGCGUGAUGCCAGCACUUAGCCAAGCAGUUCAUUACAAAAAUGCACUUAAUUAAGAAAUGCUUGUUAUAUUUAUUCGCCAUUCACAAAUAUUGUUGGGAGUAUUACCUUACAAAUGUAACAGUCAUGUAUUACUUUUGCCGUGCUAAUUAUAUGUACCGUGUAUUCCGGACUAUAAGCCGCACCCAAUAAUUUAGAAGGAAAAACUUUUUUUUCGUAUAUUAGCGAAGCUAUAUACCGGUACUUUGUGAAAAAAGAUACUUACAUAGAAUGAUUUUGUACCUUAAUUGUUUCCAAAUGGCGCCUAUAACAUGGCAAAAAACGGCUGAUCAAACAAAACAGAAAAGUCAUUGAUGUCUUUAUUCAUUCUUUAUGAGAUUUUCUAAUUUUUUGAUGAGGUUCAAGAUGUUUAUCCAGAUUUGUUUUAAUUGUACUUUGUAAGCACUUUGGACCUAAAUUUUCUAAAGGUUUGCGUGUAUUAAAACACGUGCAAACCUAAUAGCACACGCAGAGCUGAUCUACUACAUGUGCAAAGUAGAUUGCGUCUGUUAAGUGAGCAGAGAGAUCCAUUUUGUGUCUCUGUCUUCAUUAAUAUGCAAACUAUAUGCUGUUCAGUAGAAGGCUCAAAAUGCAAAUAUAAUUAUUUAGCACCCGCAAUGUGAUUUAUCAACACUCAUCCUUGUGAAGGACGUGCACACUGACACUGACGCACACGGCUGUGAGAAAAGAGGUGUUCCCGCUGCAUAGACAAUGUGUCAACAUUUAGAAAAAAUAGUCGACAUAUCGUAUAUUCAGCACAUUUUUGUUAUAAUUUUAUUGCUGCUGGAUGACAUUAAGGGCUGAUUAAAAUUCAUUCAAUUGAUUGUGUUUUGGUGUCUGCUGGCGUUUUUGUUUAAAUGUCGUCUGUGCGGCAAUUUCAUCUUUGAGGUGAUGAGUGAUGAUUACGGGCUGAUUUGGAGAUAGCAGACACCAAAACAAGAGCAAGAUGUAUUGUUCAUAUUGCUCCUAUCUGAAAACGUGCGAUACAACAUGCAUUUUGUUGCAUUCCAGCGCACCACAGCAGAUAUUCUCGAUGUUGUGCCAACCAACAUACAGUCUGCUAAAAAUAGGUUCUCUUGUCGAGGUAGCGCCUCUAUAUUGUAGAGAAAAGGUGGGGAAACAAACGUGACGUCACGCGCAACCCAGGAACCGAAACAUGGCACCGCUGGAUCUUACAUGAAUCAGUGCCCGGUAGUACCGGCUGGUUUCGGUUAGUGUCAAAAUAAGAUUUGGAUCCGGUGCCCACUCUUAGUGACAAAGCAUGAUCGUAAUGUAAGACGUUUUCAUUUUGUAAAUGUAGUUCAACCGGAUGUCUAGCGUAGCACUUUUAUUUUGAAGCCGGAAACGUGAUUGUUUUGAGAAGUGUCUUGACAUGUUUUGAUGUCGGAUAGACUGUUUGCAACAAAAAAGUCUCCUUUCGACCGCCUGCCGACCGUCUUUCAUUUCUGUUGAGCUUUUAUAUCAUCUUACUUACUAAAUCAGUCACAGUAACAAUCUAAAUGUUAUGUUAUCACUGUACCUUAACCAUAAUCUGAACACGGAAGUGAAGCACCACCCACCUCUAGAACGACGCACGCAGCAGGCGUUUUCUGCAGGGAUGUCACCUCUUCUCGCGGCAAAAAAAUUGUCCUUUCUUGUCGGGAGAACAACUUGCCAUGGCUUUGAACCUGAUAGUUACAUAAGGUAGACUUUCCUUUGUCCAUUUAUGCCCGCUUGUGCCUCAUCAGUAUUAAGUGAACUGCAGCAGAGUUCCCCACGCUACGGCACAACCCGAGUCAAAAUGGACGUGUGUGCGUUAAUCGCCCGUUAAAAAAUGAGUGCCAUUAUUUAAAAUUAUAGUUAAUACAUAGUUAUAUGGUAUAUAUAGUUGUAGCCCUAAUAAAUAUAUAAAACCCUAAUUUAAAUAAUUUACCUUACCUAAUUAGGUAAUUACAAUUACCUACAUUUUUAUAAGGGUCACACCUGAAGAACAACAUUACAUUAUGAUCAAAUAUUAUUGCUGGAAAACUGUUGCUCCGGGCAAUUGGUACAUGGGUCUUCAGUCAAUCACCAUCUUAAUAACCAAUACUAUUACAUUUCAGUAAUACGAACUAAUAAUAAUGUGUAAAAACACAAUAUAAUAACAAGGCAUGGCAUUUCAAAAGAAGCAUUUUGUGUACUGGGGAUGAUUACUAUUAUUACCAGAGAAAGAAACAUAUAUUCGAGUACAAUAUUACUGAUGCGCCUGAGUAUAGAGCUAAUAAUAUAACAAAACAUUGAACAAUUCAAUCAAUUGCAACAAAAUGCAUCUUCAUUUCCAUAGAGCUACAGACUACCAGGCCUGUGAGAUGAAUGUGGAAUCUAAUUAGUUGCUAACAUAGUUUAAGUUACAUGGGCCAACACUCAGAUUCUGAAGGCCCUAAGCAGAUUACAUGAACAUGGCAACACGUAGAAGCUUAUAUCUGAAAAUCUAAUAUCUAAAAUAAACGUAUACGUAUUGGAGGUAGCUUCGCUUAUAGAAACGCUACAAUAGGAAAUUAAUAAACUGUUUGGAAUAAAUGAAUACAAUUACUAUGAUUUAAGUUGUAAAUGUAGGUCAGUGCUGCUGAUAGUGUUCAGACCUUGAUGCCAACCACUUCAAUCAUUCUAGUGAUUGUAGCAUUCAACCAUUUAUGUAAAAUAUACAAAAUGACCAAAGAAUGAUCAAUCUACCAAUGCGCUUUGUUUUUAAAGCCAUUCUACUGUGGCUCAGUUCUAGCUCCCAUGGUAACCCAGCCAAUGAACUCCUCCAACAUUCUCCACAAAUGGACUGUGUAACGAUGCCAACUUGGGGUGCCAACUUGGGACAACAUUGCAUUGGAUCAAAUCAGCACUGGACAUUUUGGUCGUUUGUUGUGUUGUCGUGUGUGUAUACGUGUACAGCUGAUUGUGUCAACAUGACUGGAUAAUUAUGAUGUUUGUGCUACACAAUUAGAGACUGUGACUUCUGCAAACAGUGAUGUUGUGUUGUAGUCGUUGUGGUUGUUUGUGUCGAUUCAAAGUGAAUGGACGAUUGACUGAUCUAUAUUCUGUAGUGUGUGCGUGUGUGUUUGUGCGUGCGUGGGGGACAGGUGUGUGUUUAUGGUUGCUUUCACACAGCAACAAAUCUGUCAUUUCUUUACGGCACAACUACAAGUUUCCUCCUGUGCCGUUUUAUUUAUUUCUUGUCAUGGUCUGUGUAAAUCCAGCUCAUUCAGAGUGAGUGUUUCGGUUCUCGUUUGGCCACUGCUGAAUGUGUAUGAAGACAAUGCGGAUGUGAAAGGAAAAUUUCACUUUUGACAACAAAAAAAGGAAAAGAAAAACUCAAGUGCCUCUAUUGGUGUCCAGUGGGAACUGCUCUAUUUAUUUAAGAACAAAGAAUGAAUCUAAGUGAUUUUCCAUACCAUAUUGGUACAAAUAUGAGAUUGUUUUUCGUAAAACCAAAUGUUUCCAUAAGCUUUUUACUAGCAUUUAUGACGACACUGGGCUUUGGCUUUAAGGAAAAGACAGUAUGUGAUUCAAAGUGUCAGAUUUCCAUCAGUUGUUGAUCUUUUUUUUUCUUGAUGUUUUUGAGGGUUUGUCUGAAAUGCCUGAUAUG
Molecule: messenger RNA, 8974 nt
Organism: Entelurus aequoreus (snake pipefish)
Lineage: Eukaryota; Metazoa; Chordata; Actinopteri; Syngnathiformes; Syngnathidae
Product: AF4/FMR2 family member 2-like
Exons: 26
Coding region: 1-4680 (1559 amino acids)
Biological process (GO): regulation of RNA splicing
Cellular component (GO): nuclear speck; nucleus
Molecular function (GO): G-quadruplex RNA binding
Source: RefSeq, a predicted model, not a curated record